This is a messenger RNA of Lodderomyces oxycetoniae, 855 nucleotides long. Its product is annotated as exosome non-catalytic core subunit. The record is from RefSeq and is a predicted model, not a curated record. Lineage: Eukaryota; Fungi; Ascomycota; Pichiomycetes; Serinales; Debaryomycetaceae. Gene Ontology annotation, cellular component: cytoplasmic exosome (RNase complex); nuclear exosome (RNase complex); nucleolus. Bases 1 to 855 code for a protein of 284 amino acids. Gene Ontology annotation, biological process: rRNA catabolic process; nuclear mRNA surveillance; poly(A)-dependent snoRNA 3'-end processing. The transcript has a single exon.
AUGAGUGAUAGAAGAAGAAUAUUAGGACCGGUGAACUUUAUAACUCCAAAUAUACCGAGACAUGUUCGAGAUGAAACGACUAUUACUAGCGCCUCCUCCUCCUCCUCCUCCUCUUCCUCAUCAUCAUCGGUAGCACCCGUUACAUCACAAAUUCCCCAAUUUUUUGUUACACAUUCUAUAAUUGAAAACUCCAAUGGUUCAGCAUAUUUGGAAAUAGAAAACACUAUAAUAGAAGUGAGUAUUUUUGGUCCUAGGCCCAUACGUGGCUCCUUUAUAGACAAGGCAGCUGUGAGUGUAGAGACCAAGUUUCUAUCACACGUUGCACAACCAUGUAGCGAGAUAUUCAAUGAACCAAAACAAGCGUCACAGGGAAUGUCAAAUAUAGAACACAGACUUAGUUCGUAUUUGGAGAACUGUGUAUUGCCUAGUAUAAUUUUGGAAAAGUAUCCCAAAUCAACAAUAGAUAUUCAAGUGAGUAUUAUAUCGCUUGAUCCUCAAGCAGUUAAGGGAGAAAGUGGAUUGCUUUGGUUAAUGCAAUGGAUCGUCAUUUGUGCAAGCAUGGCCUUGGUUGACACGGGGAUAGAAAUACGAGAUAUUGUUAGCAGUGGAUGUAUGAAAUUAACCAAAACGGGCAAGUUCUUAGUUGGCGGGAACUUGGAUGGAGUUGAAGGUAUUUCUGCACUCUUUAGUUUCAUGAAUAUGAAAAAUGAUGAGAUUGUAGGUAUUUGGUUAGAGGAGACUGGCGAUAUCGAAUUGACUGAGCUGGAAAUGGCUACCUUGGUUGAUGAAUGUUGCAGAAUAUCGAAAUUCAUUAGAGCUAAUUUAAAUUCAUAUUUGAUUCAAACUUACAGCUAA